AUGAUUGAAUUACGACCGCCCAUGGUGAUGCCUCGUGGCAAUGUUGGAACAUCGACACAGUAUUUUAUGGAACAGAUCCGUCUAUGUCGAUUACCACCUUCACUUAUUUCUAAAUUGGGUCUUAAAACUACACGUCGAAAUAGGAAAUAUGGGUCGGUGGCCUUUCAUUACACCCAAGAGGGUAACGUCGAAAAUGCUCUUUCUACUGAUCCAACUGAUAAAAUCCUCGAAAUCAAUUUUGGACCAGAUAAUGACGACGGUCCCGAUGACGAUGAUGAUCAGUGCGAGGAAUGGGAAAGGCAUGAAUCCCUCCAUGACGAUGUCACAGAACAAGAAAGGAUUAAGCCCCGGAAGUAUGAAGAAGAGAUGGAAAUCAUAUGGGAGAAAGGAGGUCCUGGACUUGUGUGGUACACUGACAAAAACUAUUGGGAUGAAAGGGAGAAAGGUACUGACUGCGACUGGGCUUGGGCUGACGACUGGGAUGUUGACUAUUCCGUCUACUAUGAAGGAAAGUCGGCUGGAACAAUGGAUGCAAGGGAUGCUAUUGAGAUACGAGAAGAUGAAUUAUUACAAUGCAUCUUUCGAUCUCCUCUCCUACCCGUAUCUAGUGUUUUAGUUCGGGCAAACUGGAAGAAUCUGUAUUCACUAGGAAGGAAAAGAACCAAUCUUCAAGGAGGCGCAUCGGAAGUAAACUACUCGGAAGGUAGACGUUUACUUGAUUUAAACGUACGUAACUUGAGAAUGGGUUGGAAACCGGGCUCAGGAUUGGGGCGUCUACACCAAGGUCGUGUGGAUCCAGUUGCGAUUCAGUUGGAAGAAGACGGUCAAACGGGUGUUGAAAGGAUAGGAUUUGGCUAUCGUGGAGAGAAGAUGCAGCGUACAGGGUUUAGGAAAAUACCAAGGAUUCAUGCUAUUGCAUCUAGGUUUGACGCGGCCACGGACAAGAUAGAAACGUCUUACAAGAGAGUUGGAAAUGAACCCUUUGGAGACAUACUUUUUCGAAGGUCAGAAUUAACCAAAAUGAAAUAUAGACCGGACUCCACGUCUUCAAAUAAGAAAUAG
Molecule: messenger RNA, 1062 nt
Organism: Angiostrongylus costaricensis
Lineage: Eukaryota; Metazoa; Nematoda; Chromadorea; Rhabditida; Metastrongylidae
Source: the annotation of a GenBank genome assembly